GAUUGUCCACUAGCCUGGGUAAACACCAUGGUGUUUGACUACAAGGAUCAGCUGAAGACUGGGGAGUUCCUUCUCUCCACCUGGCCUUCAGUCCCUGGUACAGUAGAACUACACACACACACACUGGAACCACUGCACGUCUUCAAAAGGAUUGAAGUAUACCACCCAGAGUAACACACACUGCUACAUAGUAUCGCAAAUUGCUAUUGUACUAAGUAGUUGCUUCACAAGCUAGUUGUUUUCUGAACUACAAAAUGUACACCAUUGUUCCGAUACAAUUUUAAUCAUUGUACUAUUUACCUAUAGUUGUUUGUCAUUAAAUUGCUGCAAAUUACUGGGUAAUAGGUAGUAAUAAUACAUUUAAAAAUGAAUUAAAUAUAGCUGCAAGCAGCAACAAAGGCUCCUAGCCACAAAUUUUUUGAAUUUGAAUUACAACACAUUUGCAACUUGUUUUUUAUAUAUCUGGGAUAAGGAAUGACAUUUAAAUGCUACAAAAAUAAAGGCUUUUCCUUGUUUUAAAAAAUGUUGUUACUGAUAUACUAAAAAAAGGAGUGAGGCUGGUCAAAAUCUGUUUCACUUUUGUUCAAAUUACACAAUUUAGACAACCUACAAUAAUAAUACUAGAUACGAUACCUCUGUAGUGCACGCAUACCAAUUCAAAACACUUUACCACUACAUUUACUGAAAAGAUGCACGUAAAGGUUUUAUAGUGCCAUCGACUGGUUUGGAGUGGCUAUGUUUGAUGUAGUCAUUAUUCCUUUGCAAAAGUGGUCGUGAUGAUUUUGGAAAUAUCAAUACGUGCUUCAGAGUGGACCUUUCUUGUAGUGUCCUUAAGCCGCUCAAUCAGUAUCAUGUUGAUAAAUCAAAGAACAGUUGAAUAGUUUUGAGUUUCGUUGGGUUUGCGGUGGGGACAAAUUUGACAUUUUCUUGGUCAUCUGUUGAUUACAUUUCUUGCUUUUUGCAAACUCAGUAGAGACAGGGAUUGUUACCAUAUUUUCAUAGUUUUGAGUGAAUCAGAUUUUUGGUUCAUGAAAUGUUUCAAUGUUUGUUCAAACAUCCAAGAUGGAAUAAAAUCAGAUAUGGUGGAGGUCAUAGGUCCUUGAGGCAAAACAUUUUCCUUAUGCUGAGAAACACUUUUGUACAGACUUUCGAAGCUCUACGUCAAACGAAAUUGCGGGGCUGCACUUUGGACUUUUAAUCAUCAUCAUAUCAUCACCUAUGGGCCAUUCAGUUCGGGAUUUGGCCCCAUAAUAACUCCCUCUGUGUUCUAUUUUUAUUCCCUUUUUUUUUUUUUUUUUAUCUGGCCUUUAGACAUUGGCCCCAUGCAAGGAGAAUCACACAAAAAGAAUAAGGCUUCCAGCCGCUAAGUGGCUUGGAGCCUUAAAAGGGCAAUCAACAGUUGCUAUAUCCAUUUAGCAGUUUUUACAUCCAAAUUAUUGAUAUGUUCCUAUUGAUUCUUGAAGAAUUUGAGCUUAGUUCAACUGUGGUACCCCUACAGAACCCCCAAAAUGUUUGUAAACAAAGUAUAUGUAAACAAACACUAUAUAGCCUCAAAACAUGGUUAAAACUAUAAUGUUAAUAUCAUGGAUGGUCAGUCCUUGCGUUCAUAGCUCUGUCUAUGAAUUUGAGAAUGGUUACAUUUCUCCAGCCCCAUCCCACAGUGGCGGGGAGAAAGCUUUAUUGUUUCUCCUGCUGAUUGCAGCUUUUACACAUUGAUUUUUCUCUAAUAGCUGAAUAUGUUUAUUUGGGUUAAAUGUGGCAUCCCAGAUGAUAAAGGCGACCUCUUGAAUCCAAUGGGCACAGUGGAGAAAAACCCCAACAUUGAUAGUGCAGCAGGACUCCUCAUUCGCUUCCCCAAUAUCCGACCUCACCCUCUCUACUACCCCCAUUUCGACAAGGUACACCUUUUACUGCACACAUGUUUCAAUAGUUGACAUUGUACAUUUGUAACCAAUCUCGUAUAUUUGUAACCAUUACACUUGUAACCAUCUUGUACUGUACGUGUAAAAAAAUAUAUAUAUUAGAUCUUACUAUAGAUUUUAUGAAAUUAGACAUUGGAAUUAUAUUUUUAGUGCUAUAUUAAGAUAUCUACACAUUUGUAUGCACCUCCUAUUUUCAGUUGAGGGACCUAGAAAAAAAUGGAGGGAAGGUUAUAGCCACUAAGGUGGAGGUAAGGGACUCUCUAUUGUUUGUUUGAAAUGUAUAAGAUUACAUUAAAGUAAUCCUUUGAAAACCACAUUCAACUUUUUAAAACGCAUAAACCAUUUAUUAUUAUUUGUAUUAUAUCUUAUUGUAUGUUUGAACUUUGAAUUCAUUAUCGAUACCAUUACUUAUCAAUUAUGUUCCUCAAAAUUACCAGUGUUUUUUAAAACUACUUUUACAUCAAAGUAUACAUUAAUUGCUAAGAAAUUACCAUGCUAGUACCUACAGAUCUACAGUAGGUUCACUCAACCCCUUCCCUGUUAUCUUUGUAUUGUGCUGCCCAGCAUAUGAAGCUAAAGGAAAUAGUAGACAAUAAGAACUACACAGAGUUCUUUGAGGACGAGAAAGAGCUUCUGUGGAAGCUACGCGGUGUGGUGCGGGAGCGCUACCCAGAGAGUCUGUCCAAACUUCUCCUCAUCACAAAAUGGAAUAAGCACGAGGAUGUAGCACAGGUAGGACACUAUGGGCAACAUUUUCCUCUCGCAAAGACAACUGAGCUGUGAGUUAAGGCACUGCAAGGGAAAUUAUCAUCUGCAUCUUUGACUUAAAGGUAACUGCCAAAAUAAAGGACACACCAACAUAAAGCGUCUUAAUAGGGCGUUAGGCCACCACAAACCAGAACAGCUUCACCUUGGCAUAAAUUCUACAAGAGACGGUCAUGGCAUAUGGUUUACAUCGUUUUCAUGCUCAUCAAACCAUUCAGUGACCACUCGUGCCCUGUGGAUGGGGGCAUUGUCAUCCUAUUGGGGUAUAGCCAUGGUAACCAAAAUAACGGCCAAAAUAAUGACCUGCCCAGCAUUUUUUUACAUGACCCUAAGCAUGAAGGGAUGUUAAUUGCUUCAUUAACUCAGGAACCACACCUGUGUGGAAGAACCUGCUUUCAAUAUACUUUGUAUCCCUCAUCUACGAAAGUGUUUCCAUUAUUUUGGCAGUUACCUGUAUGUUGUAACUUUUCUUAAAACAUUUCAGUGAGGAGGAACUUUGUUUGAACCAGAGAUUUAGUUACGAUGUGAUAGACAUGCAGUGCAUUAGUUCAUAGUGCAGCUGUUUUUGCGAUUAUUAAAUAAGUAAUUAUUUUCCAUUAUCAUGUUAAAAUUGAUUCCUGCUUUCAGUAUGCAUUAGCAAUGCGCAGUAGGUUCAAUGUCAAAAGACAAGGUCUGACCUGUGCCAUUGUGUCCAGAUGGUGGGUUUUCUGCAGAAAUGGCCGGAUCUCCCUGCUCUCCAUGCCCUGGAGCUGCUGGACUACAGUUUCCCUGACCCAAUGGUCCGCUCCUUCACCAUCAGAUGCCUAAGGAAGCUGAGGUACUGUAACCUUAGGGGUAGUUUCCCGGACACAGAUUAAAGAUGCACUAUGCAGAAAUCGCUCCGCCAUUUCCUGGUUGCUAAAAUUCUAAUAGUUUGCCUAAUUUCAGUUUUUGUGACAAAACAAGCAUAGUGUAGAGAAUCAUUGUACCAUCUAAACCGCUGUGAAAUAUAUUUUACAUAACCAAAACUAUUGUAUUUUCAUCUGUUUGAAGCUGUUGUACAAAACCGAAAGUAAAAGACGCAAAAACUAAACUUAAGCACGAGAAGUAUAGAAAUAGCACACAUAGAACAGAUCUACCGCUUCUUACACUUGCUUUCAAUGAGAAUGAUAAAAAUAUAAAACACAUUUCUAUGUGAAUUUCGUCAGGUCCCCCAAAAAGUUUUAUAUUGCAGCUUUAAGCCUUGACUAAAAAUUAUGUUAAAUGGAGAAUUCUCAUUGAAAGUGCUUUUUAGUUCAGGACUAGGCUCAAUCCAUGUCUGGGAAACAUUUGGCUCUUGCCAUUACCUCUUUUAUGCUUUUCGUUUUUGAUAGGUUCUCAACAAAAAAAUAUCUCCUGAAAUAGAAACAAGUGGUACAAAUAACAAAUAAAAACAAGUGGUACCACUUUAACAAUGGUGUGAAAUUAAUGUUAAGAAUUUGAAACAAGUGGAAAAUUGGUUUUUAGAAGUGUCAACAAGUUCCAACCAUACUGGAUGCCCGUCAAUAACUUGGUUGCUCAAAGACUAUAUACAGCUGGCAAAAAAUUAUCGUUUUUACAAUGUUGUGAAAAUGUUGCUGUAAAUGACCCCAUUUAAUCUCCCUCCCAGCAGAGAUGAGGAGCUGCUCCAGUACUUGCUGCAGUUGGUUCAGGUUCUGAAGUAUGAGUCUUACCUGGACUGUGACCUGGCUACUUUCCUGCUAGAGAGAGCCCUCUCCAACAAGAGGAUAGGCCACUUCCUCUUCUGGCAUCUCAGGUAAGGCUGUGUGCAUGUGCGCAUGCGUGUGCGAACAAACAACAUAUCCUAAAAACAGGACAGAUCAAAGUAAAAUGGACAAUAUGGAAUGGACAAUCAGGCUACUCACAACUGCUGUCCAUGAGUUUAAUCCAGUGGUCAUGAUCAGUGGUUUCAAGUUUGUAUCCAUUAAUUUUUGACGAGCUGAUCAUAGCGAAAAAGAAAAUACUUCUGCAUUUCCCGCUCUGUAAACACCUUGCAAAUAGGCUCAGGAUAACUCCUCCUGAUAAAGUUGGGUAUGUGGUAUUCAGAGCUUAAAUAGCCUAAUUGAUUAGUCACAGGAAGUGUCGACCCACUGUUCACCGUCUUGGAAUACCUGAUGGUCAAAUGCCAACCAUUCAACCUCCCGAGGGAGUUUUCAGCUGUUAUCGUGACAAGAAAAAUAGCAAGCUGGCAAUUAACUAACUAUACAAAGCUAUAAACAAGCAAGAAAACCUACAUCCAGAGGCUGCUUUUCUGGUUUUAAUUUCGCGUCACUAAGACACGUGAUACCCAACUUCCAUCAACACGUCUCCAACUCCACUAGGGGCGAUAAAGUCAUAGACCACUGUUAUUCUACCCACAAGCAAGCAUACAAGGCCCUCCCUCGUCCGCCAUUCGGCAAAUCAGAUCAUGACUCCGUAGUCCUGCUCCUGUUUACAAGCAGAAACUCAAACAGGAAGUACCCGUGACUCGCUCUGUUGAGAAAUGGUCACCAGAAUCAUAGAUUAUGCUACAGGACUGCUUUGCCUAGCGCUGAUUGGAAUAUGUUUAGAUACUCCUCCGAUAACAUUGACGAGCUAACUACCUCCGUCACUGGCUUCAUUAGAAAAUGCAUCGGCGACGUUGUCCCCACGGUGAGGGUUCACUGCUUCCCCAAUCAAAAGCCCUGGAUUAACACCAAGGUUGGCUCUAAACUAAAGGACAGAGAUACCGCACACAGAGCCUUCACAGACAACCCUGAUGCUACGGCCGAAGACAGGAAUAAGUACAAGAAGUCCCGCUAUGACCUCUGCAGAGUCAUCAAAUGAGCAAAAGGACAAUAUAGGAAUAAGGUGGAAUCAUAUUACACAGUCUGUAAUCCCCACAUGGUUUAAGAUGACCACCUUCAUUCCUGUCCCCAAGAACAUGCCACAAUGACUACCGCCCUGUAGCACUCACUUCAGUAAUCAUGAAGUGCUUUGAAAGGCUGGUUAUGGCACACAUUAACUUCACCAUCCCAGACACCCUUGACCCACUCCAAUUUGCAUACCGCCCCAACCGAUCCAUAGAAGAUGCAAUCUCAAUUGCUCUCCACACUGCCCUCACCCACCUAGAUAAUAAUACCUAUGUGAGAAUGCUGUUCAUUUACUACAGCUCAGCGUUCAAAACCAUUGUCCCCUCCAAGCUCGUCACCAAGCUUAGGGCUCUGGGUCUGAACACCUCCCUCUGCAGCUAGAUACUGGACUUACUGACGGGCCGACCCCAGGUGGUGAGGGUAGCCAACAUCACCUCCGCCACGCUGACCCUCAACACGGGGCCCCACAGGGGUGUGUGCUUAGUGCCCUCCUGUACUCCCUGUUGACCCACGAUGGCGUGGCCACGCACGACUCCAACACCAUCAUCAAGUUUGCUGACGGCACGACGGUGGUAGGCCUGAUCACCGGCGACGUUGAGUCAGCCUACAGGGAGGAGGUCAGUGAUUUGGCAGUGUGGUGCCAGAGCAACAACCUCUCCCUCAACGUCAGUAAGACCAAGGAGCUGAUCGUAUACUACAGGAAACGAAGGGGCGAGCACGCUCCCAUCCACAUCGACGGGGCUGCAGUGGAGCAUGCUCUUGAACAGCUUCGAUCCCCAAGCAAUAAGACUGAUAAAUAGCAAACAAAAUAGCUACACAGACUAUCUGAGUUAACCUUGUAUCUUUAUUGACCUUUUAUUUACAUUUUUGCACUGUCUCUAUGCACACUCACAGGGCCCUACACACGCACACACACACUCCAUCUGCUCACUCACACAUAAUAUGCACAUACAUUUAUACUGACUCUACACACCCGCACACCCACUCACAUACAAGCUGCUGCUACUCUGUUUAUCUUAUAUCCUGUUGCCUAGUCACCUUACCCCUAUACAUAUCUACCUCCAUCACUCCAGUAUCCAUGCACAUUGUAAAUAUGGUAUUGGAACUGACACUUUAUAUAGUAUGCUUACUUACUUAUUGUGUUCUUCAUAUUUAUUUGUAUUUCUCAUAUGUCUUUUCUAGUAUUACAUUGUGUGUGCGCGCCUGGCUAUGUGCACGUGUGUGCGCUUUCGUGUGGAACAAGCACUAUAACUCUGUAUAUGAAUUGAACACUAAGGUGGUGUUGUCGGGUGGUGUUGGUAGAAGUUGUGACAGAAGCCUUUGUCCUCACUCCAGGUCAGAAAUGCAUGUAUCCUCAGUCAGUCUGCGUUUCGGACUGAUUCUAGAGGCUUACUGCAGGGGCAACAUCUAUCACAUCAAGAGCUUAUGGAAACAGGUGAGCACACCUUGAGACUAUAUACUUGGUCAUUCUUAGACAUUCCUUAGAAAUAGCAUGUAUAGAGGAGUAGGGGAGACUGGGGGCAAUUGUAACAUGUUUUGUAUUUGACUCUAUUGCUCAGGGACCACUCGAACUAGGCCAGUAAUGUUUUUAUAUAUGAAACAUACAUCUGUCUCCUAAUCAUUCAUACCAUUUAUAGGUCUGUAUAUAAGACGGUCGUAUCACAGUAUUGAUUUUAAUCCGAAAAGUCCGGACGUUACAUUUGCUGCCAUGCCAGGGGAAAUUGUAACAGUAGCUGGGGUCAAAUGUAACACCUAAAAAAUAAACAAAAUAAAUUACCUUAAUUUUUAAAUAAUUAAUGUUUAUGAAUUAUCAUAUCAUAGACAUAUGUAAUAAUUUUGCAAGAAAUAUAAGUAUUUCUAUGUACGUAACCAAUAUUUACAGUAACACCCCUGUUUGUGCAUGGCCAUUCGGUACCUCUCAAAACAUCUGAAUAGUCUGAUGGUGCCCAGAAUAUAUCUGUUUACAACUUAUUUGGCACUGUACAGGACCCCAAGGCUAUUUAAAGUUAGUAUUUGUAUAUUUCAUGUAAAAUUCAUACAAUCUUAAAGUUAAAAUCACUUGUUUUCAUAAUGUGGCUGCUUGGCUCAGGGUCAUUUUAAUUACCCCCAAGCCAUGACAAAACUUAAUGUGCUAGGCCUCCCGAGUGGCGCAGUGGUCUAAGGCAUCACUAUAGACCCGGGUUCGAUCCCGGGCUGUAUCACAACCGGCCGUGAUCGGGAAUCCCAUAGGGCGGCGCACAAUUGGCCCAGCGUCGUCCGGGUUAGGGGGGGUAUUUGCGCUCUAGCAACUCCUUGUGGCAGCACCUGAAGGCUGACCUCGGUCAUCAGGUGAACUGUGUUUCCUCCGACACAUUGGUGCGGCUGGCUGUAUAACUCAUGUGCCUACCAAUAGACAACAAUAGUGACACGUCAAUCAUGCCAAUGUUUAGCCAACAUAUAGUGAUGAAAAUUAUGCAAGUUUGAAUUCUUGGACAUUAAUGCUCAGGACAGUAUAAGAACAAUACAACCGGUGGAAAAUAACUACAUUCACCACUAAAAAAAAAAAACAUUUGCUCAUAAAACGUGCAAAUAGUGAGAUAUUUUGCGGGAAACCUUUUCAAGCAGGGAGAGAACCUAAAUGGGCAUGUACUGUGUGACUUUCAUCACUAGCUUUCCCCCCAGACCCAACCCCACCAACACACACACACACACAACGCUACUAGUCUCACCUCGGCCUCUGCUGUCUUUGCCCUUACAUUUCCUCAGAGUGUGCCCCUCUUUAUAUCCCUUCUCCCGAUCUACUAUAUCUCACUGUACUAUCCCAAAACUUUAUCAAUACAGUGGCUUGCGAAAGUAUUCACCCCACUUGGACUUUUUCCUAUUUUGUUGCCUUACAACCUGGAAUUAAAAUGGAUCUUUUGGGGCUUUGUAUCAUUUGAUUUACACAACAUGCCUACCACUUUGAAGAUGCAAAAUAUUUUUUGUGUGUGAAACAAACAAGAAAUAAGACAAAAAAAAACAGAAAACUUGAGCGUGCAUAACUAUUCACCCCCCCAAAGUUAAUACUUUGUAUAGCCACCUUUGCAGCAAUUACAGCUGCAAGUCUCUUGGGGUACAGUGAGGGAAAAAAGUAUUUGAUCCCCUGCUGAUUUUGUCCACUGACAAAGAAAUGAUCAGUCUAUAAUUUUAAUGGUAGGUUUAUUUGAACAGUGAGAGACAGAAUAACAACAAAAAAAUCCAGAAAAACGCAUGUCAAAAAUGUUAUAAAUUGAUUUGCAUUUUAAUGAGGGAAAUAAGUAUUUGACCCCCUCUCAAUCAGAAAUAUUUCUGGCUCCCAGGUGUCUUUUAUACAGGUAACGAGCUGAGAUUAGGAGCACACUCUUAAAGGGAGUGCUCCCAAUCUCAGCUUGUUACCUGUAUAAAAGACACCUGUCCACAGAAGCAAUCAAUCAAUCAGAUUCCAAACUCUCCACCAUGGCCAAGACCAAAGAGCUCUCCAAGGAUGUCAGGGACAAGAUUGUGGACCUACACAAGGCUGGAAUGGGCUACAAGACCAUCGCCAAGCAGCUUGGUGAGAAGGUGACAACAGUUGGUGCGAUUAUUCGCAAAUGGAAGAAACACAAAGAAACUGUCAAUCUCCCUCGGCCUGGGGUUCCAUGCAAGAUCUCACCUCGUGGAGUUGCAAUGAUCAUGAGAACAGUGAGGAAUCAGCCCAGAACUACACGGGAGGAUCUUGUCAAUGAUCUCAAGGCAGCUGGGACCAUAGUCACCAAGAAAACAAUUGGUAACACACUACGCCGUGAAGGACUGAAAUCCUGCAGCGCCCGCAUGGUCCCCCUGCUCAAGAAAGCACAUAUACAGGCCCGUCUGAAGUUUGCCAAUUAACAUCUGAAUGAUUCAGAGGAAAACUUGGUGAAAGUGUUGUGGUCAGAUGAGACCAAAAUUGAGCUCUUUGGCAUCAACUCAACUCGCUGUGUUUGGAGGAGGAGGAAUGCUGCCUAUGACCCCAAGAACACCAUCCCCACCGUCAAACAUGGAGGUGGAAACAUUAUGCUUUGGGGGUGUUUUUCUGCUAAGGGGACAGGACAACUUCACCGCAUCAAAGGGACGAUGGACGGGGCCAUGUACCGUCAAAUCUUGGGUGAGAACUUCCUUCCCUCAGCCAGGGCAUUGAAAAUGGGUCGUGGAUGGGUAUUCCAGCAUGACAAUGACCCAAAACACACGGCCAAGGCAACAAAGGAGUGGCUUAAGAAGAAGCACAUUAAGGUCCUGGAGUGGCCUAGCCAGUCUCCAGACCUUAAUCCCAUAGAAAAUCUGUGGAGGGAGCUGAAGGUUCGAGUUGUCAAAGGUCAGUCUCGAAACCUUAAUGACUUGGAGAAGAUCUGCAAAGAGGAGUGGGACAAAAUCCCUCCUGAGAUGUGUGCAAACCUGGUGGCCAACUACAAGAAACGUCUGACCUCUGUGAUUGCCAACAAUGGUUUUGCCACCAAGUACUAACUCAUGUUUUGCAGAGGGGUCAAAUACUUAUUUCUCUCAUUAAAAUGCAAAUCAAUUUAUAACAUUUUUGACAUGCGUUUUUCUGGAUUUUUUUGUUGUUAUUCUGUCUCUCACUGUUCAAAUAAACCUACCAUUAAAAUUAUAGACUGAUCGUGUCUUUGUCAGUGGUCAAACGUACAAAAUCAUCAGGGGAUCAAAUACUUUUUUCCCUCACUGUAUGUCUCUAUAAGCUUGGCACAUCUAUCCACUGGGAUUUUUUCCCAUUCUUCAAGGCAAAACUGCUCCAGCUCCUUCAAGUUGGAUGGGUUCCGCUGGUGUACAGCAAUCUUUAAGUCAUACCACAGAUUGUGGGGAUGGUGUUCUCGGGGUGAUGAGAGUUGUUGGGUUUACGCCAUACAUAGCGCUUUCCUUGAUGGCCAAAAAGCUCAAUUUGUCUCAUCUGACCAGAGUACCUUCUUCCAUAUGUUUGGGGAGUCUCCCACAUGCCUUUUGGCGAACACCAAACGUGUUUGCUUAUUUUUUUCUUUAAGCAAUGGCUUUUUUCUGGCCACUCUUCCGUAAAGCCCAGCUCUGUGGAGUGUACGGCUUAAAGUGGUCCUAUGGACAGAUACUCCAAUCUCCGCUGUGGAGCUUUGCAGCUCCUUCAGGGUUAUCUGUGGUCUCUUUGUUGCCUCUCUGAUUAAUGCCCUCCUUGCCUGGUCCGUGAGUUUUGGUGGGCGGCCCUCUCUUGGCAGGUUUGUUGUGGUGCCAUAUUCUUUCAAUGUUUUAAUAAUGGAUUUAAUGGUGCUCCAUGGGAUGUUAAAUGUUUCAGAUAUCUGUUUAUAACCCAACCCUGAUCUGUACUUCUCCACAACUUUGUCCCUGACCUGUUUGGAGAGCUCCUUGGUCUUCAUGGUGCAGCUUUCUUGGUGGUGCCCCUUGCUUAGUGGUGUUGCAGAUUCUGGGGCCUUUCAGAACAGGUGUAAUAUACUGAGAUCAUGUGACACUUAGAUUGCACACAGGUGGACUUUAUUUAACUAAUUAUGUGACUUCUGAAGGUAAUUGGUUGCACCAGAUCUUAUUUAGGGGCUUCAUAGCAAAGGGGGUGAAUACCACUUUUCCGUUAUUUAUUUAUUCGAAUUUUUUUAAACAAGUUAUUUUUUUCCUUUCACUUCACCAAUUUGGACUAUUUUAUAUGUCCAUUACAUGAAAUCCAAAUAAAAAUCCAUUUAAAUUACAGGUUGUAAUGCAACAAAAUAGGAAAAACGCCAAGGUGGAUGAAUACUUUUGCAAGGCACUGUACUCCCUCCUCCUCUUCUCUCUGUGCAGAAUGAGGCUCUGAACAAGAUGAAGGCUCUGAAUGACUUUGUGAAGUCGGGCUGGCAGAAGACGUCGCGCCAGCAGAUGACAGACGACAUGAAGCUGUGUAUCAAACAGGAGGCAUACAUUGAGGCCCUCUCAUACCUGCUGUCCCCGCUCAACCCCAGCAUCAUGCUCUCUGAGAUUUGGUGGGUACCUGGCACACACACACAGAUACAGGCACGCAGACACAGACGCACACAAAGAUGCACAGACAGACCUACGCAGACAGACAUCCAGGAAUGCACACACACACACAUACAGAAGCAUCAUGCACCUCCAUGUUUUGAGGGCACUGAUAGCCACAUUCAGCAUCUUUUAAUUAAUUCUGUGUUAGAAAUUACUAUGUUGUAUAUUUAUUUAUCCUACAAAUGGGUAGAAAUUAUAUUACAGUUGAAGUCGGAAGUUUACAUACACUUAGGUUGGAGUUAUUAAAACUCGUUUUUCAACCAAUCCACAAAUUUCUUGUUAACAAACUAUAGUUUUGGCAAGUCGGUUAGGACACCUACUUUGUGCAUGACACAAGUAAUUUUUCCAACAAUUGUUUACAGACAGAUUAUUUCACUUAUAAUUCACUGUAUCACAAUUCCAGUGGGUCAGAAGUUUACAUACACUAAGUUGACUGUGCCUUUAAACAGCUUUGAAAAUUCCAGAAAAUUAUGUCAUGGCUUUAGAAGCUUCUGAAUGGCUAAUUGACAUCAUUUGAGUCAAUUGGAGGUGUACCUGUGAUGUAUUUCAAGGCCUACCUUCAAACUCAGGGCCUCUGAAUUGUAGACCUCCACAAGUCUGGUUCAUCCUUGGGAGCAAUUUCCAAAUGCCUGAAGGUACCACGUUUAUCUGUACAAACAAUAGUACGCAAGUAUAAACACCAUGGGACAACGCAGCCAUCAUACCGCUCAGGAAGGAGACACGUUCUGUCUCCUAGAGAAGAACAUAUUAUGGUGCGAAAAGUGAAAAUCAAUCCCAGAACAACAGCAAAGGACCUUGUGAAGAUGCUGGAGGAAACAGGUACAAAGGUAUCUAUAUCCACAGUAAAACGAGUCCUAUAUCGACAUAACCUGAAAGGCCACUCAGCAAGGAAGAAGCUACUGCUCCAAAACCGCCAUACAAAAGCCAGACUAUGAUUUGCAACUGCACAUGGGGACAAAGAUUGUACUUUUUGGAGAAAUGUCCUCUGGUCUGAUGAAACAAAAGUAUAACUUUUUGGCCAUAAUGACCAUCGUUAUGUUUGUAGGAAAAAGGGGGUUACUUGCAAGCCGAAGAACACCAUCCCAACCGUGAGGCACGGGGGUAGCAGCAUCAUGCUGUCGGGGUGCUUUGCUGCAGGAGGGACUGGUGCACUUCACAAAAUAGAUGGCAUCAUGAGGAAGGAAAAUUAUGUGGAUAAUUGAAGCAACAUCUCAAGACAUCAGUCAGGAAGUUAAAGCUUGGUCGCAAAUGGGUCUUCCAAUGGACAAUGACCCCAAGCAUACUUCCAAAGUUGUGGCAAAAUGGCUUAAGGACAACAAAGUCAAGGUAUUGGAGUGGCCAUCACAAAGCCGUGACCUCAAUCCUAUAGAAAAUGUGUGGGCAGAACUGAAAAAGUGUGUGCGAGCAAGGAGGCCUAAAAACCCUGACUCAGUUACACCAGCCUGUCAGAGCAAUGGGCCAAAAUUAACCCAACUUAUUGUGGGAAGCUUGUGGAAGGCUACCCGAAACGUUUGACCCAAGUUAAACAAUUUAAAGGCAAUGCUACCAAAUACUAAUUGAGUGUAUGUAAACUUCUGACCCACUGGGAAUGUGAUGAAAGAAAUAAAAGCUGAAAUAAAUCAUUCUCUCUACUAUUAUUCUGACAUUUCACAUUCUUAAAAUAAAGUGGUGAUCCUAACUGACCUAAGACAGGGCAUUUUUACUAGGAUUAAAUGUCAGGAAUUGUGAAAAACUGAGUUUAAAUGUAUUUGGCUACGGUGUAUGUAAACUUCCGACUUCAACUGUAUAUAGGGAAAAGUCUUCUCCCAGUGUUAACAGAUUUGCUUGAUGUUGCAGUGCGGACAGAUGCAAGUUCAUGGACUCCAAGAUGAAGCCCCUGUGGCUCAUGUACAAGAACAAAUGGGUGCAGGGGGACACUGUCGGCAUAAUUUUCAAGAAUGGAGAUGGUGAGAGAUUCAAAGAACACAGGGGAUUCCAAAUGAUACAUUUAGAAAAUGUAUUUAUUUAUUUAUUUUUGUAUUUGUAUUUUUUGGGGGGCACUGUAAUGGCGACCGGUGGUGUUGGUUCUGUAUGUCACCUGUCUUGACUAUUUUCAUUUAUUUUUGUGUGUCCUGUUGUCAUAUUAUAUCUAUGUAUGACUCUUCGUGGGAGUGUAUUAGUCAACUAAUGGACACACAUAUGUGUCUUUUGGAGGCCUUUUAGCGCUGUUUUAGUGCUGUUUUGGUAGCUUUGUUUGCAUAUCUCAAGUGCAUCCUUGGUGGUAUCCAUGGAGAUGCAGGAUGCAAGCAGUAUCCAGAUCGAGAGAGCCAGGGGCAUCGGGACUACAGUCGAGGCUGGAGAAGAACCACUGCUGGCUUCAUGGGCAAGUCCAUAGGACUGGAGAACAGGAGAACUAAAGAGACUCACUCCGGACCCUCCAGAUGAUCUCCAAGCUCCGUCAAUGUAGCUAGCUAGGUUAAUUAGCUGCCUAUCUGCUAGCCUGUUGUAGCCUAGGCUACGCACAGCCCACUGCUCUGUACAGUAUAUCAGAUAUCCUCCUCAUCAAAGAUCAGAGACACGGCCAGCCAACACCAUAGAGUAGCACUAUUUUUAAAGUUUAUUUUUUAAUAUUGUGUUAUCGUCAUCCUGUCAGCCUAGUAGCUAGGUCUACUGUGUGUAUCCCCAAGCUACUAUGUUUGUUAUUUCUUUAUUUUCUGAACCACUCCAAAAAGAAGAUCCCUUGCAGGAAAUUCAAGUUAUUCUGUUCUUACACCGGUUAGAAAAUAUACCCUUUUACUACUGUAUUUACCUAAUUUAUGGUCCAUGCAGAUAUUGGAUGAGAUGCAACAAAUAGACAGUUGUUCAUAGAUUAAUAAUUUGCAGUGUUUUCCCCAACUCCAUGGCCCAUCGAUUUGUGUGUAUUGAGUAAUGUCGCAUUUAUAUUGGUCCGAUGCGGGACUAUUAGGUACAGUCACUUGUAAAUUAAAGUUAUGAACAAUUCCUCUGCAGACCAACCUUUUAUCAUGCUACUUUUGCACGCAUGCCAUCGGGAGCAUUAAUCAUACUAGUCUAAAUUGCUAGUCUGGCCGCCUGGGGAGUCUGGAUCUGUGAUUCUCAUCCCGUCUCGGUUGGAUAUAAGUGUACCUUUUGCCUGACAUAACCUCUAACCUUUCAGAUCUCCGACAAGACAUGUUGACCCUCCAAAUGAUCCAGCUGAUGGAAAUCCUUUGGAAGAAAGAGGGACUGGAUCUAAGGUAUGUGUUAGCAGCAGGGGUUAGAACCUAAAAGUUUCACUGUUCCGACAAGCAAAAUAAAGUUCUGAACCGGUUCAAACCAAAAAUAAGUACUGUUUUUUAUCAUUCCUUUCUGUUCCUUUUUAAACCUCUGAAAUCAUAUAUUUAUUUUCAUUUAGCUCGACAUUAAUUACUUAGUGGAUAGAAAAGCUUGCUAUGGAGCGGGCAAGCUAUAGCUCAGUGAGUUAUUUACAUGUGUGAUUGAAAGACAAGCCAGAGAGAGUAGAGGAGGCUUGGCUUGAAGCGCUGGGCAUCUUGUGAUAACAUGCAUUAUCUAAAUUAGGCCCACAGAAUUAUACCUUCGGAGGAACGGCUUCUAUGGAGGGUGAGGGGCAGGUAGCCUACACACAUACACUGACAAAGAUUUUCAGCUGUCAGGCAGAGACUGGAAAAAGUUUCUGAUUGACAGAGGGAGGGCUUUGCAUAGGUACAUUGUUGCGUUUUUUGUGGGACUUGGAAAAAAUCCUGGAAAGUAAAAUAACGUUAUUAACCAGUUCCCAUGCUUUUAAAAUAACGGUUCUGUUGCGGAACAGUAUAGACCACUUUUGUUCAUGGUUCUGAUUCUGUUCCUUGAAAAAUUGCAUUAUUUUUCUGUUUUCGGUUCUGUUCCCUGAACUGGUUCCAACCCCUGCUUAGCAGUGGACCUAGUUGUAUAACAGAGCUGGGUUCGGUGAACCACACUUGCAGGAUGAGUAACCUUGCUUGAGACCCAGUGAAGACCUGCAUUAGCCCCGUAAGCUAAUACCUAGGGUUUUGCUUGUGGCGCGCAGGAAACCUGGAUUUGAAAUAAGUAGGUGACAUUGCAGUCAAACGGUUCUACAUACAUACUGGGAACAGGUUUGGGGGAAAACUGAUAUGAUGGUUUUGUAACAAUGUACUUAGGGCAUACAGUUAUAAUGCGUUAUUACUUGUUAUAAGCAUAUAAUAGGCCUUAUAAUGCUUUAUGAAUGAACUUUCUCUACUGUCUCUGUAAGGAUGAUCCCCUACGGCUGCCUCUCCACCGGGAACAAGACAGGCCUCAUCGAGGUGGUGAAAAACUCAGACACCAUCGCCAACAUCCAGCGCAACAACAGCAACAGUGCCGCGACCGCAGCCUUCAACAAAGACGCCCUGCUCAACUGGCUUAAAUCCAAGAACCCAGAGUAAGUGUGACAGAGACACAGGUCUAGCGGUCAUCUCUACAGUGACGGCAUGGGUUUGUAUCCAGCCUACUGCCCUUUGACACAACCUCUCUCUAUCUUUCCCAACUGUCAUCCGCUAUCUCUAUCUGGUCAAUAUACACUGAGUAUACAAAACAUUAAGAACACCUACUCUUUCCAUGACAUAGACUGACCAGGUGAAUCCAGGUGAAAGCUAUGAUCCCUUAUUGAUGUCACUUGUUAAAUCCACUUUAAUCAGUGUAAAUGAAGGGGAGGAGACCGGUUAAAGAAGGAUUUUUAAGCCUUGAGACAAUUGAGACAUGAAUUGUGUAUGUGUGCCAUUCAGAGGGUGAAUGGGCAAGACAAAAUAUUUAAGUGCUUUGAACGGGUUAUGGUAGUGUUUUUCACACUCAACAGUUUCCCGUGUGUUUCAAGAAUUGUCCACCACCCAAAGGACAUCCAGCCAAAUUGACACAACUGUGGGAAGCAUUGGAGUCAACAUGGGCCAGCACCCCUGUCCAUGUCCAGACGAAUUAUUGAGGCUGUUCUGAGGGCAAAAUAUAUACACUGAGUAUACCAAAUAUUAAGAACACCUGCUCUUUCCCUUAUAUAGACUGACAAGGUGAAUCCAGGUGAAAGCUAUGAUCCCAUAUUGAUGUCAUGUGUUAAAUCUACUUCAAUCAGUGUAGAUGAAGGGGAGGAUUUUAGGGGGAGGGGAAUAUUAGGAAGGUCUUCCUAAUGUUUGGUAUACUUAGUGUAAUCUGAAAAUACCUUAAACUAUAUCUUAGAAAAAAUUAAUUACAGAUAGGCUAGCUCUCAAACACACUAAACUGGACCUAUGAUUUGACCUUACAGUGCCUUGCAAAAGUAUUCAUCCCACUUGGCGUUUUUCCUAUUUUGUUGCAUUACAACCUGUAAUGUAAAUGGAUUUUUAUUUGGAUUUCAUGUAAUGGACAUACACAAAAUAGUCGAAAUUGGUGAAGUGAAAUAACUUGUUUCAAAAAAUUAAAUAACGGAAAAGUGGUGCGUGCAUAUGUAUUCACCCCCUUUGCUAUGAAUCCCCUAAAUAAGAUCUGGUGCAACCAAUUACCUUCAGAAGUCACAUAAUUAGUUAAAUAAAGUCCACUUGUGUGCAAUAUAAGUGCCACAUGAUCUCAGUAUAUAUACACCUGUUCUGAAAGGCCCCAGAGUCUGCAACACCACUAAGCAAGGGGCACCACCAAGAAAGUGGCACCAUGAAAACCAAGGAGCUCUCCAAACAGGUCAGGGACAAAAUUGUGGAGAAGUACAGAUCAGGGUUGGGUUAUAAAAAAAUAUCAGAAACUUUGAACAUCCCACGGAGCACCAUUAAAUCCAUUAAUAAAAAAUGGAAAGAAUAUGGCACCACAACAAACCUGCCAAGAGAGAGCCGCCCACCAAAACUCACGGACCAGGCAAGGAGGGCAUUAAUCAGAGAGGCAACAAAGAGACCAAAGAUAACCCUGAAGGAGCUGCAAAGCUCCACAGCAGAGAUUGGAGCAUGGAGAGGGAUGUAAUGCAUGGGUUUACACCCUGGCUAGAUGGACUGUGAGAUGUGAAGGCUCUGGGGUGAAGUUUCCCCUAGGUACAGAUUGAGGACCAUCUUCCCCUCCCUCAAUCCUAAUCUCUCAUGGACAGACGCACGUAACAUAGGAUGGUAUCAAUGCGUCUGUCAACAGACUGUGGGAUGCGACGACUAACAAGGAACUUUUUUCCGUCACGCAGGUGUAUGCAUCUUUUGAAUUUCAGAAGGGAAGGGGACAUUUGGCCCAAUUCUUUGGCUCAUAGUUUCCGUUUAGGGGGGUGGAGACUUCGCUAGUCUCGUUAGUGUCUUUUCUCAUACAUUUCCCCCAAGAAACGAAUCGAGCAUCUGACGCAAUCACGCAAAAAAAAAAGAACAUUCCUGCUUUGCAAGAUUACCUCAAUCCUAACCUGGGGAAAAUGCCAAACUGAUCCAAGAUCAGCGUCUAGGGGCAACCUUCCCUACACCUGCCUAAAUAUUCCCAUUGACAGCUAGGGUCAUGUGAUUUGACAGCCCUGAAUGUCUUGGAAAAGUAUUUUAAAAACAGGAAACCUUGAAAUAAUGAAUAAACAAAUGAAUACUAUUGGCAUCAUACAAGUAAUGUCCGGUGGGUGCAGUGCAAGGGCUGGCAAAACAGCUCCAUAUCACACAGAAGCUCUUGGUUACAAUGAAAUGGGGGAUAGAUGUAAUAGUUUAACAUAGUGAACCCAAUAGACGUCUAGACAGGACCGUGGUGUAACAUGGCUGUCAAUCAUCUGUCGCCCUCCGAAUCUUCUCUGCAAAUAUUUAAUAGAGCUGUGAGAAAAAACUGCCUCAAAUAUAUUGAGAGAGGGGGAAGAGCGUGCGUGACCCCACUGUUUCCACUUGACUUGGGAAAGAGAAUGAGAGAGAGAAAGGUAAAGAGAGAGAACAUUCAAGGUAGGAAGGGAUAAAGGAAAGGGCAGAGAAAGCAAACUGAUCCCAUGUCGUCUCUCCUCUCUCUCUCUCAUCUAUUUUGUCAGCAGGGAUAAACUUGACCAGGCCAUUGAGGAGUUCACACUAUCAUGUGCUGGUUACUGUGUAGCCACUUACGUGUUGGGAAUCGGAGAUCGCCACAACGACAAUAUCAUGAUCAAGGAGACUGGGCAGGUGAGAUGCACAGCAUUUCCUUUUGUUAAUAUGAUUUUUUUAAAUGUGUAGAAUCUUGAUAAUUUGUAUACGUCUGAUUAGAGUGGGUAUUCCUAGUAGGAAUAGAACUCAUUGUUUAUAUCUAAGAAACAAUUAUUUUUUUAUCUUACACAAUUUAUCAUUCAUAAAGUAACCGGAUAAACACUUAUUCUUAGACAGACAAUGGAAAUGGCAGUAAGUCAAAUUAAUCACAUUUGGCCUCUCAAAAACGAUGAUACUGUGUCAACUACAUGAGAUUGAUAGAUAGAUGCUUCCAUUCAGCCACAAGAGCAUUAGUGAGGUCGGGCCCUGAUGUUGGGCAAUUAGGCCUGACUCACAGUCGGCAUUCCAAUUCGUCCCAAAGGUGUUCGAUGGGGUUGAGGUCAGGGCUCUGUGCAGGCCAGUCGAGUUCUUCCACACUGAUCUCGAAAAACAAUUUCUGUAUGGACCUCGCUUUGUAUACAGGGGCAUUGCCAUGCUGAAACAGGAAAGGGCCAUCCCCAAGCUGUUGCCACAAAGUUGGAAUGUCAUUGUAUGCUGUAGCGUUAAGAUUUCCCUCCACUGGAACUAAGGAGCCUAGCCUGAACCAUGAAAAAUUGCCCCAGACCAUUAUUUCUCCUCCACCAAACUUUACAGUUGGCACCAUGCAUUUGGGCAGGUAGCAUUCUCCUGGCAUCUGCCAAACCCAGAUUUGUCCGUCGGACUGCCAGAUGGUGAUGCGCGUGAUCACUCCAGAGAACAGCACUUACAGUUGACCAGGGCAGCCCUAGCAGGGCAGAAAUUUGACAUACUGACUUGUUGGAAAGGUGGCAUCCUAUGACGGUGCCACGUUGAAAGUCACUGAGCUCUUCAGUAAGGCCAUUCUACUGCCAAUGGUUGGCUAUGGAGAUUGCAUGGCUGUGUGCUUGAUUUUAUACACCUGUCAGCAACAGGUGUGGCUGAAAUAGCCGAAUCCACUCAUUUGAAGGGGUGUCCGCAUACUUUUUGAUAGAUAGAUAGAUGGAUAGAUGGAUAGAUAUAUAGAUAGAUGGAUAGAUAUAUAGAUAGAUGGAUGUGCAUAGUAGUUAGUUCUACCACAAGGUGACACAUGUCUUACUACACACAGCAAUGCUAAUUGUCUUGAAAACCCAACCCUAGGCAACAGCAGUGACUAGGGUCUGGUAACUUCGAAAAGGGAAUCAGAUAUGCCAUAACGUCGUGAUUCAAAACAAAGUUUGAAGGCAAAACCUUUGGUUUUAGUGAAGACAAACUAGCCACUUAAUAAAUAAGUAUUAGAAUAUUUGUGUAUAUUUAUAAACAUUACAAGCAUUACAAAUGAGCAUUUAUUUCAUUCAUAAUAAUGUGUAAAGCAUUUUGUAAACAUCUAUAAGCAUUUCAAAUCAAAUCAAAUGUUAUUUGUCACAUGCGCCGAAUACAACAGGUAACCUUACCGUGAAAUGCUUACUUACAAGCCCUUAACCAACAAUGAGUUCAAGAAAUAGAGUUAAGAAAAUGUUUACUAAAUAAAAUAAAGUUAAAAAAAUAAGAAAAAUAAUAAUACAAUAAAAUAACAAUACCUUGACUAUAUACAGGGGGUACUGGUACCAAGUCAAUGUGCGGGUGUACAGGUUAGUUGAUGUAAUUUGUACAUGUAGGUAGGGGUAAAGUGACUAUGCAUAGAUGAUAAACAGCGAGUAGCAGCAGUGUAAAAACAAAGGGGGGGUCAAUGUAAAUAGUCCGGGUGUCCAUUUGAUUAAUUGUUCAGCAGUCUUAUGGCUUGGAGGUAGAAGCUGUUAAGGAGCCUUUUGAACCUAGACUUGGCGCUGUGGUACCACUUGCCGUGCGGUAGCAGAGAGAACAGUCUAUGACUUGGAUGACAGGAGUCACAAUUUUUUGUGCCUUCCUCUGACACCGCCUAGUAUAUAAGUCCUGGAUGGCAGGAAGCUUGGCCCCACUGAUGUACUGGGCUGUACGCACUACCCUCUGUAGUGCCUUGAUGCUGAGCAGUUGCCAUACCAGGCGGUGAUGCGCCCGGUCAGGAUGCUCUCGAUGGUGCAGCUGUAUUACUUUUUGAGGAUCUGGGGACCCAUGCCAAAUCUUUUCAGUCCCCUGAGGGGGAAAAGGUGUUGUCGUGCCCUCUUCACGACUGUCUUGGUGUGUUUGGACCAUGAUAGUUUGUUGAUGUGGACACCAAAGAACUCUUGACCCGCUCCACUACAACCCCGUCGAGUUGAAUGGGGGCGUGUUCGGCCCUUCUUUUCCUGUAGUCCACGAUCAUCUCCUUUGUCUUGCUCACGUUGAGGGAGAGGUUGUUGUCCUGGCACCACACUGUCAGGUCUCUGACGACCUCCCUACAGGCUGUCUCAUCGUUGUCGGUAAUCAGGCCUACCACUGUUGUGUCGUCAGCAAACGUAAUGAUGGUGUUGGAGUUGUCCUUGGCCACGCAGUCGUGGGUGAACAGGGAGUACAGGAGGGGACUAAGCACGCACCCCUGAGGGGCCCCCGUGUUGAGGAUCCGCGUGGCAGAUGUGUUGUUGCCUACCCUUACCACCUGGGGGCGGCCCGUCAGGAAGUCCAGGAUCCAGUUGCAGAGGGAGGUGUUUAGUCCCAGGGUCCUUAGCUUAGUGAUGAGCUUUGUUGGCACUAUGAUGUUGAACGCUGAGCUGUAGUCAAUGAACAGCAUUCUCACAUAGGUGUUCCUUUUGUCCAGGUGGGAAAGGGCAGUGUGGAGUGCAAUUGAGAUUGCGUCAUAUGUGGAUCUGUUGGGGCGGAAUGCGAAUAGGAGUGGGUCUAGGGUUUCCGGGUUGAGGGUGUUGAUGUGAGCCAUGACCAGCCUUUCAAAGCACUUCAUGGCUACUGACGUGAGUGCUACGGGGCGGUACUGAUUUAGGCAGGUUACCUUCGCUUUCUUGGGCACAGGGACUAUGGUGGUCUGCUUGAAAAAUUUUGUUAUUUCAGACUCGGUCAGGGACAUGUUGAAAAUGUCAGUGAAAACACUUGCCAGUUGGUCCACGCAUGCUCUGAGUACACGUCCUGGUAAUCCGUCUGGCCCUGCGGCCUUGUGAAUGUUGACCUGUUUAAAGGUCUUGCUCACAUCGGCUACGGAGAGCGUAUCACAUAGUCGUCCGGAACAGCUGGUGCUCUCAUGCAUGCUUCAGUGUUGCUUGCCUUGAGCAUAAAAGGCAUUUGGCUCAUCUGGUAGGCUCUCGUCACUGGGCAGCUCGCGGCUGGGUUUCCCUUUGUAGUCCGUAAUAGUUUGCAAGCCCUUCCACAUCUGACGAGCGUCAGAGCCGGUGUAGUAGGAUUCAAUCUUAGUCCUGUAUUGAUGCUUUGCCUGUUUGAUGGUUCGUCUGAGGGCAUAGCAGGAUUUCUUGAAAGCGUCCGGAUUAGUGUCCCACUCCUUGAAAGCGGCAGCUCUAGCAUUUAGCUCAGUGUGGAUGUUGCCUGUAAUCAAUGGCUUCUGGUUGGGAUAUGUAUGUACGGUCACUGUGGGGACGACGUCGUCGAUGCACUUAUUGGUGAUGCCAGUGACUGAGGUGGUAUACUCUUCAAUGCCAUUGGAUGAAUCCCGGAACAUAUUCCAGUCUGUGCUAGCAAAACAGUCCUGUAGCGUAGCAUCCACAUCAUCUGACCACUUCCAUAUUGAGCGAGUCACUGGUACUUCCUGAUUUAGUUUUUGCUUGUAAGAAGGAAUCAGGAGGAUAUAAUUAUGGUCAGAUUUGCUAAAUGGAGGGCGAGGGAGAGAUUUUUAUGCGUCUCUGUGUGUGGAGUAAAGGUGGUCUAGAGUUUUUUUUUCCACUGGUUGCAUAUGUGACAUGCUGGUAGAAAUGAGGUAAAACAGAUUUAAGUUUGCCUGCCUUAAAGUCUCCCGGCCACUAGGAGCGCCGCUUCUGGAUUAGCAUUUUCUUGUUUGCUUAUGGCAUACAGCUCGUUGAGUGCGGUCUUAGUAGCAGCAUCGGUUUGUGGUGGUAAAUAGACGGCUAGGAAAAAUAUAGAUGAAAACUCUCUUGGUAGAUAGUGUGGUCUACAGUUUAUCAUGAGGUACUCUACCUCAGGCGAGCAAUACCUCGAGACCUCCUUAAUAUUAGACAUCGCACACCAGCUGUUAUUGACAAAUAGACACACACCACCACCCCUUGUCUUACCAUACGUAGCUGUUCUGUCCUGCCGAUACACGGAAAACCCAGCCAACUGAAUAUUAUCCGCGUCGUCAAUCAGCCACGACUCGGUGAAACAUAAGAUAUUACAGUUUUUAAUGUCCUGUUGGUCGGAUAGUCUCGAGCUGAGAUUAUCCAGUUUAUUUUCCAUUUAAUGGCUUGUUCAUGAGUUAUUAAAUUAGUUAUUUUGAUUGUGUUACCAACAUAUUUAAUCUGAUCCAUUUUUAAGACCUCAUUUGCCUGCAGCAACAAUGGUUAUCUCGAAUAAUGAUGUCUAAUAAUAAUGUUUUGGAUGGUGUGGAAAGCUUCUGUUAAAGUCCUGCUUGACUUCCCUGUAUCUCUUUUAGCUGUUCCACAUUGACUUUGGGCACUUUCUGGGAAACUUCAAGAGCAAAUUUGGGAUCAACAGGGAACGUGUGCCUUUUAUUCUGACGUACGACUUUGUCCACGUCAUCCAACAAGGGAGGACCAACAACAGUGAGAAGUUUGAAAGGUAAAACAUGAAAUCUAUCUUACCUCCUAUCAUGUGUUCAAUUCCCGCUAGGGCCAACCAUACGAAAAAUGUAUGCACGCAUGACUGUAAGGCUCUUUGGAUAAAAGCGUCUGCUAAAUGGCAUAUAUUAUGUUAUAUAGUAUUAUAUUGUAUUGUAUUUAUAUUGUAUUAAAUACUGUUCAUUUCCAACACUGUAUUGUCUCUGUUAAUAUAGAGUUGUGCCAAGAUAAAAAGAAAAGAGAAAGAAACAUAAUGUUAUAGGAAUCUGUCACCGUAUUCAUAUAAUUCAAUUACUGUUGUUUUUUUUAAACUCCAAAUCAGGGACUAUAGGGGGCACAUCCAGUCAUCUUAAUGUAUUUAUCAAUCUCAUAUGGUGAUUUGUAGCACCCAACUGUGAAUACUUUUACUUAUACCUAUACUUAUUUAUAUAACCAUGCAUACUGAUUUUACGGUGAUCCUGAAGCUCCAUGAUAAUGGUGUGGUACCUCUCUUAUUGCGCCACCACCAGGUUCAGAGAGUGCUGUGAGCAGGCUUAUAAGAUCUUGUGUCGCAACGGGACUCUGUUUGUGAACCUGUUUGCCAUGAUGAAGGCAGCCGGACUGCCUGAGCUGAGCUCCUUCAAGGACAUCCAGUACCUAAAGGUGAGAGGAGUGCCUCCUUUUAUUGCCAGAUAUGUUGAACGGAGCAUGAUGUGUACUGUAGUACAUCAUUCAAUUAUUUAUGUUAUUUUACACUUGUUAGUUCCUCUAGUUUUAGCCACAGUAGUCAGAUAACGUCUAUGCAAGGUCCUACACGUGAGAUCAGUGUCCUUUUCAAAAUAGGGUUAUGAUUUGGUGAUGGUUACAAGGAUACGUCUGCAGCUACUGAUGGUGAUGAUGACGAUGACUAGUGCGAUGGUGAUGAUGGUGGUGAUGUUGUUUGCAGGGACCUCAAUGAUAGUGAAGAUGAUCAUGUUGAUGGUGGUGGUGGCAGGGACCUUGAUAACAAUGAUGAUGAUAAUCUAAUGAUCAUGAUAUUAAUAUUGAUGAUGAUUACCAAUAUAGUAAAGAGAGUUGUUUUAAAUGGUAAAGGCACAUCUGUCAUCCUUCUGAUAUUGUUGCUCUUGUCUCACCCUUUUCUCAGGACUCAUUGGCUUUGGGGAAAUCGGAGGAAGAAGCGCUGAAGAAUUUCAAAGUGAAGUUUAACGAAGCUCUGAGAGAGAGCUGGAAGACCAAGGUGAACUGGAUGAUGCACUCUCUAGCCAAAGAUAGCAGACUUUGAAUAAAAGGCACUGCCCGGAGAAGCGUUCUGAACCUUAAUACCCCUUGAUUUGUCUAUCUGAUCAGGGUUUUCAGCUUAUGGAGCCAAAUGGAAUGAAAAUGCACUGAAGUCUUUGUCGUAAAUAGAAGCAUUUGGCAAUGUUUUACAGAUGUUUACACCUGACUGGCAGUCAUGCUUAUGGUUUAUGAACUGAUGACAAACUACAACUACUUGUUGACAGUAACAUUUCAUCGGGAGUAAUAGCCAUUGUUACUAUAUCAUACAGACAGUACAGCGUUGAAAAUCAUUUGCACGCGGCACGACCCGCGUCAACCAGAACUAUCACCACAUGAACAGCGCCCUGAAAGUGACAAUGAUCACAAACCAAAUUGGGAGCAAACAACGUAAUAAUGAUGCCUAAUGAAACAAUGUAUCAACAAUUUGUCAGGAGAGUAAUACGAGAGAGAAGUUAAAUAAUAGGUGAAAUACUGUAAUAGGAGAUUGAUUAAUGAUGAUGCCAUUGAUUAAAUGACUUGAUAAGUUGUUUGCAUUGAUUAUACUUAAAUGACCAGGCCAGAGAGAGGUAUGUAGGACCUCAAGUGUUUCAUGCGGUUUACAUUCAUGGUUCUAUGACUUUUCUACUUUUUAAUUUAAUUAUUUUCAUUGAAAUAUAUCCUCUGUUGUACAGUGAGCUCCAAAAGUAUUGGGACAGUGAC
Messenger RNA from Coregonus sp. 'balchen', 25220 nucleotides. Lineage: Eukaryota; Metazoa; Chordata; Actinopteri; Salmoniformes; Salmonidae. The record is from the annotation of a GenBank genome assembly.